CUGGUUUAACCAGGUUUGGAAACGGAACAACCCAACUUACCCAACCGGGUUUCUGCUAGCGUCAGGGUGACGUCACAAGGUGAGGUUGCGUCUCCCAGUAGUCCCAGUCCCAAUCCUUUUUUCUUCACAGAUUUUACGUUAAAUAAUUCCAGAGAACUCGAAAUUCGUGUAGUUCGACCCGCUAGCAAUUUUUUACAUUGACUAGUAGCAAAGCAAAAAGCAAUCAUGAACCGAAGAAUGGGUGGUGGUAACCGUCUGGGUGGCAAUAAUCGCCCCAAUUUUUCCCAGCAGCCAUUCCAUUCGGGUGGCGGUGGCGUCAACCCCUGGCAAGGCGGUGGCGGAAAUCAAGGCGGAUUAAUUCCUCAAUUAUCGAAUCAGUCUCUGGCUCUGGCUUUAACCAGUUUGCUUCAGCCUCAGCAACAGCAGCAUCAUCAACAGCCUCCGUCCCUUUUAUCUCUCAAUACCGCAGGGGGUUUCUCUAACAAUUACGGUAAUCGUUUUGGCGGCGGCGGCAUUAGCCGAAACCGCGAUAUUAGACGCCACGAGCCCUACAACAAGAAUCGUGGAAAUUUUGGACGUAAGAAAUCACCUCCAAGAAAUCAAAAAGGUAACCAGCAGAAAGCUAAGGCAGAUGGAAAGAAAAAAGGUGAAAAGAAGCCUGAUGGAACAACUACUGCUGAAGAGGAAGACAAAAACGACUCCAAACGCGACUGGAAAGAUGAGAAAAACAAUGAAUCAAAAGAAGGAGAAGAAGGGGAUGCUGAAGAAAAAGAGCCAGGCAACAAGGAAGGCAAAUACGGAGGUGUACCCUCCAAGUAUCUCAGCUGUUUUGUGUGCAACAAGCAGAUGUGGGACGGGGAAUCCAUGGGCAAACAUGUCCGCGGCCGUGCCCAUCAUGAAAUGCUGAAAGCGCUGGAAGAGAGCAUUCACAUUUGCGUGAACAUUUUAAGAGAAAACCUGCGUUUGGCUGAAGAGCGCAAAGCUAUAGAGUACAACAGGCAAAAUCGUCAAAGGAAAUUUAGCCAGAGACGCGGCGGCGAACCUCUCAUGAGCCAUUGCGCCAUGUGCGAUCUCAAGUUUAUGGGCAAAAUCACUAUUCACCGCAGAGGUGAAGGGCAUCAGCGUUUAAAGAGGUACUUGCACCCCACUUGUCGCAUGUGUGACAAAGAGUAUCCCUCUAGAAUUGAAUGGAUUGAACAUUGCUUGACACCUGAGCAUUUGAAACGAGUUCAUGAGUCUACAGAGAAGAAACUUGGUGACAAAGAUGGAGAUGAAAUUGUUGAAGGUGGUGAAAAUGAGGAAGAAGAGCCAGAAGCUGAGAAUAAUGUUGAAUUAAAUUUGGAUCCGUUGCUAGAUGAAACUCUCAGUAUGGAAGGUGAAGAUGUCAUUCUGGAAGUGGAUGAUAAUCUUGAAAACUUGACGAAUCGUCUGCCAGCUUAUAAAAAAGACAGGCCUUUGGCUACUAAUAGUCUCUCUGAAUUUGUUGGCUGGAAGUGUGACUUAUGUCACAGGAGUUUUGCCGACCAAGACGAUGCUGAUGUUCAUUUAAAAACCAAAAAGCAUUUCUAUCGCUUUAUUGAGGUGAUCAAGGACAGACACGAUAGAGAAGAAAAAAGGAAGAAGGCUGAAAAGGAAGCUGCGCUGAAGGCAGAACAGGAAGCAAAAAUUAAAAAAGAAAAUGGGGAAAAAGAGGGUGAAGAAGUUGCUGAGGAAGGUGGUGAAGAAGCUGAAGGUGACCAAGAGAUGUAUGAUCCGUCUGAGGCCACAGAAGAAGCUUCCAUCAAGGAGGAAAAAGUUGAAGAUUUAAUGGACACUUCUGUGCCUGAAGAGAAGGUUAAAGAGGAUCAAGAGGUAACAAAGGCAACUCCUCCAGUUACUCCUAGGGUAACAAGGAAAACUCCUGCGCCCAAGAGCAAGCGCGGGGCUAAAAAAUGAGCAACUAUUUCCAAGAUUUUUGCUUCUUAAAAUUUACUUUUUAUUAUUUAGAUAUUAGAUAUGCGUAUUUUGUAUUGAACUCUUAAGUGUUGGCUAACCAAUAGCUGGUAAUCAAAUUCUUAUUAGAUAAAUCGGAGAGCUGGUUAGUUGUGCUAGUGUUAAUGUUAAUGUAUUUUAGUUGCAUUAUUUUAAAUUACGAUUCAAUGUAGUUUGUAGAAUUUUCCAAUAAUCUUUGAUUUUAAUAAACUUUAGACAGUGUAGUGUGA
Molecule: messenger RNA, 2201 nt
Organism: Ceutorhynchus assimilis (cabbage seed weevil)
Lineage: Eukaryota; Metazoa; Arthropoda; Insecta; Coleoptera; Curculionidae
Source: the annotation of a GenBank genome assembly